GUUAAUGUUCAACUGUUUGUUGUAAAUAAUCAAUCAUUUUUGUUUUCAUUUUCCAAAAAAACAAAACAUUGAUCAAAACACUCGUUACUAUAGUAACGACAGAUUUUCAGAUAUCGGUAAACGCACACUCCUCGCGAAAAUUUGGAUUUUUGACGUGUUACGCGACUUGGAGAAUCUAAGUACAUUUAGGAAUUGAUAUUGAUUGAUCUAUCACAUGUAUUGAGCAUGGUUGACGAUACUGCAAGCCAUGAGAUUGGAAUCUACGCAAAUCUAAACUCUGAUACGUCGUUUAGGCUUAUUGAGCUCUCACCAGAACUUUUGGAGAUUAUUGAAAAUGAUGAAGAACCAAUAUUCAUAAAAGCAUCAAGUGAAGAAAGUGAUAUAGUACUAUGUUCUAAAACUAAAAGUUUUCAAAUCAAACAAAGAAAUCACUCCAAUACAGUAAUGCUAAUGGAUUCUAAGAACAGCUGUGAAGAGGAAAAAGGCGGGUCGUUUUGGGGUUAUUCUUCGCAAGCAUCAGUUUUUGAAUGUAAACCAACUUCAGGUAAGAUUGAUGUUCGAGGAAUUCCAAUUUAUGAUGGACAAGGUAAUUUUAAAAAAGGUGGUUUAGAAACUUCACUUGAGUAUUUAAGAGAAAAUGCCCCGAUUUCUGAUUUUGAGUUUGACAAAGCAUGGUUUAAUCUAAAUGGGUCUUCUAUUAAUGGUCAAGCUGUUAUUCUAUCUCAUGAUUUCAUAACACGUUCAUUGCAUGUGCUUAUUAUGUCUAUAAUGGCAUCUAAUCUGGAUUUCAAUGAGCUAUCUUUGAUAGAAGUUUACAAAACAUUGAGUGAAGAUGAUGAUUACACGAUUGAUGUUGUUGAAACUGUCUUGAGGAAAUUUUCUAAAGAAGAUAAAGAACCGUUCAGUUUGAAUAAAGAAAAGAUAGCACAAUGGUAUGGUAUUGAAACGUUAAGAAAAUUUGGAUCUGAAAAAUAUAUUUCGCCUUCUGAGUUUUUCAUCAAAUGGAAAUCUGAAUUUCCUCCCUUUUUUGAGUGUUCAAUUGAUUUACCGCUGUUAAAUGGGUUUUUUGUUAGACCUUUACCUGAUAGACUCCAGUACUUAUCAAAGUAUGAACUGCCGAAAGAUAUAAAUGAAAGACUAAGGAUACUGUUCAAGCUACAAUCAACAUGGGAAUUGAAUGAUAUUAUCCCAUUUAUAGAGGAGUUCAACUCUAAAGGGUUGAAGUUUGAGAAUUUCAUAAUGAAAUUUGCCAAAAAGAAGAAAGUCGGGAAAAAAAUUUACGUUACUCCAAGGUAA
This is a messenger RNA of Hansenula anomala, 1296 nucleotides long. It is a transcript of the gene DCC1, whose product is annotated as Dcc1p. Bases 226 to 1296 code for a protein of 356 amino acids. The record is from RefSeq and is a predicted model, not a curated record. The transcript has a single exon. NCBI's taxonomy places the organism in Eukaryota, Fungi, Ascomycota, Saccharomycetes, Phaffomycetales, Wickerhamomycetaceae. Gene Ontology annotation, biological process: maintenance of mitotic sister chromatid cohesion; mitotic sister chromatid cohesion. Gene Ontology annotation, cellular component: Ctf18 RFC-like complex; chromatin; chromosome, centromeric region.